Molecule: messenger RNA, 821 nt
Organism: Pelodiscus sinensis (Chinese soft-shelled turtle)
Lineage: Eukaryota; Metazoa; Chordata; Testudines; Trionychidae
Source: RefSeq, a predicted model, not a curated record
AUGGAAGAAGCCAAGUUGAUAUACACAGACAGACGGAGAGAUAAACUCUCUCGAAUAUAUACAGAAGCCCUAAUAGCAGACAUUCAGAAAAAGAUAACAGAAGCUUUUGAAGUGUUCGACCACGAAUGCAAUAAAACUGUGGAUGUCAGAGAGAUUGGCACAAUCAUCAGGUCAUUAGGUUGCUGCCCAAGUGAAAGUGAAUUACAUGAUUUGCUUGCAGAGGUAGAAGAAGAAGAACCUACAGGGUAUAUUCGUUUGGAAAAAUUUCUUCCAAUGAUGACAAAAGUAUUAAUGGAAAGAAGAUACCGACCUAUUCCAGAAGAUGUACUUUUACGUGCAUUUGAGGUUUUAGAUGUGAAUAAAUGUGGACAUCUUACUAAAGAGGAGUUAGUCAAAUAUAUGACAGAAGAAGGUGAACCUUUUACACAGGAAGAAAUGGAGGAGAUGCUGUCUGCUGCUGUAGAUCCUGAAACAAAUACUGUUCGUUACAAAGACUAUAUUACAAUGAUGGUAGUAGAUGAAAAUUAAGGUCAGCCUGUAGAACUAAUGGGCCACUUAGUUUCACAAGUGUAAAUUUUGAGUUAGAAUGGCAUCAUAGAAAUUAGUCUGAGAGUGUUUUUAAUUCCAAUAAAAUUUUGUGAAAGUAUUUCCUUGGAGUUUGUAUUUUUGAAUAUAAGAAACAUUUAAGAUGGCUGAUCAGGACAAAUAAACAAGAAAUGAUUUUAGAAAUACAUUUGAAAAAGACUGGGGAGGAUGGGACUUUUGCAGAUCAAGAUAGCAAGCAGAUGAGUGGGCUUUUAAUAUGGUGGAAAAUUUAAAUA